AUGGGGAAAAGAAAGAAGGUGAACAACGAAGAAGAUAAUGGUGCUUGCUCCACGAAGUACUUCUUGUGGCCUGAGCAUCUCGAUAAGCCAUUUGCAGAUUGUAUCUUAGAGUGCUUCGAGAAGGGACUGAUAGUGGAUGGAAUUUGUAAGAAUGGUAUGUAUGGUCUGCUUGCGAGGAUGAUGGAAGCUAAGGUCUCGGGCUGUGGAGUGAAAGACAAGCCUCAUGUAGAGGGUCUGAACAAGAAACCAUUCAUGGUUUAUGAUGCUCUGACACCGGUCUUCUGCAAAGGUCGUGCAAGUGGGGAUCAUGGAGUUGACACCAAUAAUCCGAUCUGCUUAGAUGGAACAUCAGGAGAAGAUGAGGGAACUCCAAAUAUUGCAUUCGAAGAUGCAAAUGUAGGGGUGGAAAACGGGACGGGAUUGGGUACCCGUCCCGUUUGA
Linum tenue is the source of this 441-nucleotide messenger RNA. The record is from the annotation of a GenBank genome assembly. NCBI's taxonomy places the organism in Eukaryota, Viridiplantae, Streptophyta, Magnoliopsida, Malpighiales, Linaceae.